Penicillium coprophilum is the source of this 1713-nucleotide messenger RNA. Its product is annotated as fungal specific transcription factor domain-containing protein. Gene Ontology annotation, biological process: DNA-templated transcription. Gene Ontology annotation, molecular function: zinc ion binding; DNA binding. The transcript is spliced from 3 exons. The record is from RefSeq and is a predicted model, not a curated record. Bases 1 to 1713 code for a protein of 570 amino acids. Lineage: Eukaryota; Fungi; Ascomycota; Eurotiomycetes; Eurotiales; Aspergillaceae.
AUGUCAAGAUGCUUACGGGUACACAGAGAGCUUGCCGACACCAAAGCUCGGGUUCGGGAAUUAGAGACGACCCUGCUCGGACUUAAAGAAUCCACAAAACAAAGCCACAAACGGCUAGCCAUUCCUUCUCCGGGAACUCCGAGUAGAGGCUCUUCUCCGGCAUCGCCUGGACCCGUCUCUCAGGCGCCUCUAUCUUAUUUACCCGAUACCCGUGAUUUCGAUACCGCGUUAGCAGCUUUCCAAUGGCACAUCUCGUAUUGUGGUCUCGGGAGUGCUCUUUCGAUUCAAAGGGCAGCUUUUUACUCUCUCAUUCAAGAACAAACAGGUUGUACAUUUAAUCUGGAUGACUUCGCUCAUGAGGUCACCCAAUCUUUCAAUUCACAACAGCUCAAGUCGACCAAAAAGGUGGUUGGGAUUAAAUGGCCGGAGUCUGCUCUGGUCCAACGGUGUCUGGAGUAUUUUGAUAGGAAUGGGCUCUAUUCUAUAUUUCCAAUUGUCGAUGUUGAGGCCGUGCAAAUUCUACUCAAUGCAAAUGUCUUAGAACGGCCUUCAAAUAUGACCCGUGCUGCGAAUCGGGCUUGUCUAGUUGCUUUUGCGGCAAUGAUCACCCAUAUCCACCGCCAUGAGCGAGCUUUCGCCGGCGCUGACCCAGAUGCUUAUCUGCAAGCAGCGCUAACACUCCUUCCUGAAAUAUUACUGGAGCCCCCUGAUAUAAGAACCUUGGAAGCGGUGACAAUUUUGAUGCUCUAUAUUGCCCCUCUUGGUAGACCCCAGGCAGCAGAACUACUCCUCGGCAUCGCAGUGCAACUCAUCUAUAACCUCGGGGCAAACAGGAUACAAACCCCCAAUGAGAUACACAGAACAGACCAGCGGAGCCAACAUCUCCGAGCUUUGUUCUGGCAUUGCUAUGCCGUCGACAAAGAAUUCUGUAUCCGAAAAUCCCAGCCGCCCUUGAUAAACGACGCCGACUGCGAUCUCGAUCUACCUACAACAUACGCCCAGGAAACCUCAGCACGUCACUUUUACAUGAAGCCCUUGUCAUCGAAAGAGCUGCUUUUCCCCUCGGACCUCCGGUUCUCUCUGCUCAAGUCCAAGAUCUUCCGGUUACUCUAUUCAGUGCACAGUCAGACACUACCGGAAGCGAGACGCCUGCAGCAUAUCCGUGAACUAGACCAAGAAUUGAGCGAUCUGAAACUGGGGUAUCCCAUCGACUGCCGGCCGGAAGCUUUCGCCACUGAGAGCGCACCGGACUAUCUGUUCCAUGAUCUCAGUAUCCGCGGUGUGAAUAUCCAUUUGGAAUAUUACUACUGCCUCGGAAAGAUCCAUGGAGCGAGUAGCUCCUGCAGGAUCCCUUCUCCGCAAAGCUGGUCGCCUCUCCCAUCUAGCGCCGAGCUGUGCUUUGAAGCUGCAAGGUCGUCGCUGAUCUACAUCUGGCGAGUCCGCCAAUUUGUCAACGAUCAUACAUUUUGGCUUCAUGCGCAGUUUCUCCUCACGGCCGUUCUCUCGGUCUUUUGGUAUCUCAUCACUGUUCCGGCUUCAUCUACUUUCACAAGGGAUCUGAAGACCUUGGAGGAUAUCUCUGGGCUCUUGGCUCAUCUGAAAAGGCCUACUGAUGACGGGCAGACUUUCCCACCAUUUUAUCUAACACAUGCUUUUAUUGAGAAAUUGAUCUCGCUGGCGCAGCAUUCACAACCUAGCGUUGUGGGCACAUGA